Molecule: messenger RNA, 1943 nt
Organism: Melopsittacus undulatus (budgerigar)
Lineage: Eukaryota; Metazoa; Chordata; Aves; Psittaciformes; Psittaculidae
Gene: ATP1B3
Product: ATPase Na+/K+ transporting subunit beta 3
Exons: 7
Coding region: 147-989 (280 amino acids)
Biological process (GO): intracellular sodium ion homeostasis; sodium ion export across plasma membrane; intracellular potassium ion homeostasis
Cellular component (GO): sodium:potassium-exchanging ATPase complex
Molecular function (GO): ATPase activator activity
Source: RefSeq, a predicted model, not a curated record
GCGCGGAGGUGGGGAGGAUAGGUCCUUGCGCGAGCGCUGCUCCGCCGGCGGUUACUUAGCAGUUGGGAGCGGGCGGUCGCUGCGGCUCUCUGUGCUUGGGAGGCUCUGCCGCCUCGGAGCUCGACGCAGCCGCUUCUCGCCUCGCCAUGUCUAAGGAAACGAAGAAGCCCUUCCGCCAGAGCAUGACGGAGUGGCGACAGUUCAUCUAUAACCCUAACAGCGGAGAGUUCCUGGGGCGCACGGCGAAGAGCUGGGGUUUGAUCUUGCUGUUCUAUCUGGUAUUUUAUGGCUUCCUAGCAGCACUCUUCACAUUCACAAUGUGGGUUAUGCUUCAGACACUGAGCAAUGAUAUACCAAAAUACCGUGACCGGAUUUCCAGUCCAGGACUUAUGAUUUCACCAAAACCAGACACUGCACUGGAAUUUUACUUUAACAAGAGUGAUGCCCAGUCAUAUGCAGAAUAUGUUGCUACACUUAGAAAAUUCCUUGAAUCAUAUGAUGAUUCCAAGCAAUCCCAAAACAUAAACUGUACACCAGGAAGGAUUUUUGAUCAGAAUGAUGUUGCUGUUAAAAAGGCAUGUCGAUUUAACCUCUCCGAGCUUGGCCAGUGCUCUGGAAAGGAAGAUAAGACCUUUGGCUAUUCUAAAGGAACUCCCUGUGUGCUUGUGAAAGUAAAUAGAAUAAUUGGGUUAAAGCCUGAAGGAGAACCACGUAUACAAUGUGCAUCUAAGGAAGCAGGCAUGGUUGAGAUAAAUUAUUUUCCUCCUGAAGGCUUGAUUGACUUAAUGUACUUUCCAUACUAUGGGAAAAGCUUGCAUGCUCACUAUUUACAGCCUCUAGUGGCUGUUCAACUAGCAAUUAACUCCAACAGUACCAAAGAAGAAAUAGCAAUUGAGUGUAAGAUCCUGGGCUCACCUAAUUUAAAAAAUGAAGAUGACCGUGACAAGUUUCUGGGACGAAUUGCCUUCAAAGUUCAGAUGACUGAAUAGCUGGAGUAAAAAAUUCCCACAAAGUAAACAAUGUGUUGUCUGUUUUGUAUCAUCUGGACAUGCCAUUUUAGGAUAUGCGACCACCUUGGAGAAUGUUAAGGUGGUUUAUGGCAUUUGGGGUAGCAUAAUAAUAUGCUUCCAAAUUGUAUGUUUAAAAUCCUUCAAAAUAAAUGCCUAUCCUGCUUCUGCCUGCCCCCUUGGAACAGUGUACAGACUAUAGUUAUGUCAUAGGGACCUGUAAAUAGCUGUUUUCAAACACAUAAUAAUGGUGACCUUUGUCCUGUUCUAAAAUGUGGUUUUAUCCCCCAAGUGAGUGUCUCAAGCUUAAUGUGCUGUGCUAUGUAAAUAUUGUAUUGAUUUAACACUGGUUUAACUGUCAUAUCUCAAUGCUGACACAGUUAUAGGGAUAAAUAAUAAAUGGUACCUGAUUGACAUAGUGAUUUUUUUGUAAGAGUAAACACCUCCAGCGUAAAUUGUAUGGAAGUGGGUGGGUGGAUGGCUGUGUGGAGAUGCCUUAAACUGUAGACUGGGUGGCAUGAGAGAAUUGAAAUUGAUUUUAUGAAUUGGUAUGGAUUUCUGAAAGUAAGUGCUAAACUAGUACUUUCUUGUGCUUGUCACUGUGCAAGUAUUGUGUACAUGUAAUACUUGGUAUAGAGUUUGGUAUUCUAGCUGAGGAAUUGAGUCUUUGUGUUGUUAAUUGCUUGCGAUAUGUGGAGCACAAAUAAAAUCUAUACAAUAUUUUAAAACUUUUUAGUUCAGAAAUAUCAAUAGAGAACAACGUAAAUUGUUUAGGGUCCUGGUAACAGUUGUACAAUAGAGCUGCUUGAAAGAAACAGCCUCACUGUUGUGGAAAUAGGUUUUCAUUUUCCAAUUAAAAAAUCUCCUGAAGAAUCUGUUUAAAAAAAAAGGAAAAGAAAAAAAAUGUCUUGAUUAAACAUUCCUGUUUAAUUUAUA